Larimichthys crocea (large yellow croaker) is the source of this 5756-nucleotide messenger RNA. RefSeq names its product regulatory factor X, 4 (gene rfx4). The record is from RefSeq and is a predicted model, not a curated record. The coding region runs from base 1824 to 3995 and encodes 723 amino acids. The transcript has 18 exons. Gene Ontology annotation, molecular function: DNA-binding transcription factor activity, RNA polymerase II-specific; RNA polymerase II cis-regulatory region sequence-specific DNA binding. NCBI's taxonomy places the organism in Eukaryota, Metazoa, Chordata, Actinopteri, Sciaenidae. Gene Ontology annotation, biological process: regulation of transcription by RNA polymerase II.
AGUUUUGUUUUGUUUUUAUUUAAAAACGUUUCUCCGUCGACAGCAGCAGAUCAAAUAAACGUCACAUUAUACGCAGACAGCUGGAGGCUAAAUCCAACAAUGUUGAGCGGUGACAUAUAGAAAUAUUCAGCCUUGUUCGUGUCAGUGGUGAAGAGAAAAGUUGCUUUACGGUUUCCUCUUUUAAACGCAGGCCUUAAUGCCACCAACAUGUCGUAUGUAGCGUAACCAUACCCCCCACUCGCACAUACACACACAACUCAAUUGGGGCCUUUUCAGUGAACAAAAGCAGUACACAUCCGUUUGUGCGGGCAGAGUGUGUGAGAAUAGGAAGGGUGUGAGAGGCUCUUUUGGUGGCUGUGCACCUGUCCUAUUUCAUGAGGCUUUAAUAAGCAGAUAACAGGAUGGAAAAAAAAUCAUCAUUAGACUGAAAUUAAUUAGAUCCUCCUUUGAGGUCACAGCUUUGCAUCAGCCACCAUUUACUACGCCUUUGAUUGUUGUGUCAUUAACAGGUUGUUAUAUUUCUUCUCUUAAGCACUAACAAUCUUUGCAGGCCAGUCUGAAUAAUUUCCUGUUAUGAAGAUGCCCCCCCCCUCUUUGGAUCUGCCACUCAGUCCAGCCGCUUUUCUCUUCCUGAGUCUGAAUGGAGGCACAGAUUUGUUUUAACCACCCUGUGCACGGUGUCCCAUGUGAUGUUGCUGCCACCCCGUCCCACAUGUUCUCCACACAGGUGGCUGCACGGUGUCGGUGAGUAGCAGCGGUGGUGGUGGUGCCCACGCCUGCGCACUAGCAAGAGAAAGUCCUCCUUUGCUAUCCAUGGUGUGGUGAGUAAUUCAGCCAUAAUCCGCCUUUCUCCUCUUCCCUCUUCUUUCCCCUCUCCUCUCCCUCCUCUCCUGUGGUUCCAUUCAUAUUCUAAUCACAGCUUUCCCUUCUCCAGCUCUCAGGCACUCCAUCAGAGCCCUCCCAGCCUCGGGCUUUGCACUUUUACUUCCCCCCCUUUGUGACCGUUCCCUCUUCUCAGAGGCACACCAAAAAUAAGGUUGCCACAGCGAAAGAGUGAGCAAAAAAAAAAAGAAAAGAAAAAGAGGGUGACAACUCCAGCAGAAAAUUCACACCAGUGUAGUUUUUUUAGCAUGUUUGAAUGUUUCUCUCAAUUCUCUGCUGAAAAAAGUUACCAUAAAGAUGGUUUAAUGUUGGAGGGAGGUGAGGAAAACUGUGGCAACAAGUGUCCGUAGGAUGUGAAAUAAGAGUUAAAAUCAGAAGUAGAGGCAGGAGCGGUGGCUGUGUAGGGAUGUAUGUUUAUGUGGAGCUCUGGGGUGUAUAAAAACGUAUUAAAUGCCAUAAUGGAAGACGGGGAGGCCACAGUGUUAGGACUGCGUAGAUCUAAGCCUCUUUUUUUCGUUGGGAGGGAGCUUUUCUUAUUCAAAACAGCCCCACAAAAGACUUCCAGUGAGCCUUGCCACAUCCCCAUCUGACUUGGGGCCAUUCAUCAGCCUUCCAAGCCUAUCAAUGACAUGUCCCCAUCAGGGCUCCUAUAAAAUCAGCCCCUUUCCCAUGAAACAUCAGCAAACAUUUUGACGGGUCUGGCUUUCCCCCCGCUGGAUUUCUGGAGUCUCUACCCCCCUUUCCUCCCUUAUUCCCACCUCCCCCACUUCUCUCCUCCGCCAACACCACCCCUCUCUGGGCGAACCUCAGAUCCUCAACAUCUCCUGUGACGGGCAGUGGUCACGGAAACACAGAGCGAGACAAGGGGAGAGCCGCUGAGGAGGGGGAAAAGUGCACUAAGCCAUUUUCUUGGAGGAGCCAGUGUCGUUGAUGGGAAGAGGAUGCAUUGCGGGCUGCUGGAGGAGCCUGAUAUGGAUUCCACAGAGAGUUGGAUUGAAAGAUGCCUCAAUGAGAGUGAGAGCAAGCGAUACUCAAGUCACACGUCUCUGGGGAACAUGUCCAACGAUGAACAUGAAGAGAAAGAGAACAACAGAGCCUCUAAACCACAUUCAACACCGGCUACUCUGGAAUGGCUAGAAGAGAACUAUGAGAUAGCCGAAGGUGUGUGUAUUCCCCGAAGUGCCCUCUACAUGCAUUACUUAGACUUCAGUGAAAAGCAUGACACACAGCCUGUGAACGCAGCCAGCUUUGGAAAGAUCAUAAGGCAACAGUUUCCAGCGUUAACUACCAGAAGACUGGGGACAAGAGGGCAGUCUAAGUACCACUACUACGGCAUAGCAGUGAAGGAGACCUCUCAGUAUUAUGACGUGAUGUACUCCAAGAAGGGAGCGGCGUGGGUGAACGAGACGGGAAAGAAAGAGGUCACGAAGCAGACAGUGGCGUAUUCACCGCGCUCCAAACUGGGGACGCUCCUGCCAGAGUUUCCAAAUGUCAAAGACCUAAAUUUGCCUGCCAGCCUGCCAGAAGAGAGGGUGUCAACCUUCAUCAUGAUGUACAGAACGCACUGUCAGAGGAUACUGGACACUGUUAUUCGAGCCAACUUUGAUGAGGUCCAAAGCUUCUUGCUGCACUUCUGGCAGGGCAUGCCGCCCCACAUGCUCCCUGUACUCGGCUCCACCACGGUGGUGAACAUAGUGGGUGUUUGUGACUCCAUCCUCUACAAGGCCAUCUCUGGGGUGCUGAUGCCCACCGUCCUGCAAGCACUGCCUGAUAGUUUGACUCAGGUUAUUCGAAAAUUCGCCAAACAGCUCGAUGAGUGGCUAAAAGUAGCACUUCACGACCUCCCUGAAAACCUGAGGAAUAUUAAAUUUGAAUUGUCCAGGAGAUUUUCUCAGAUCCUAAAGCGACAAACAUCCUUAAACCAUCUAUGUCAGGCGUCGCGGACUGUGAUAAACAGUGCCGACAUCACCUUUCAAAUGCUGGAGGACUGGAGAAAUGUGGACUUGAACAGCAUCACCAAGCAGACACUUUACACCAUGGAGGACUCACAAGAGGAGCACAGGCAGCUUAUUAUCCACUUGUAUCAGGAGUUUGACCGUCUACUGGAGGAGCAGUCUCCAAUCGAGGCGUACAUCGAGUGGCUGGACUCGAUGGUGGACCGCUGUGUUGUCAAGGUGGCAGGGAAGAGGCCCGGGUGCCUGAAGAAGGUGGCCCAACAGUUCCUGCUGAUGUGGUCGUGUUUUGGGACCAGAGUCAUCCGGGAUAUGACCCUCCACAGCGCGCCCAGCUUCGGCUCCUUCCACCUGAUCCACCUCAUGUUUGAUGAUUAUGUGCUUUACCUGCUGGAGUCCCUGCACUGCCAGGAGAGAGCCAACGACCUCAUGAGGGCCAUGAAGGGCGACGGCAACACAGCAGAGAGAGAGGAGGACUUCACACUGACAGAGACCACCCCCACCUCCCCCUCUCCGGGGUCCUUCUCUCCCGCACGGUCGGUCCACUCUGUGGGUGUUUCCUCGGCCAGCUCACCGACAGCAGCCGUGUCCCCUGAGUACACCGGAGUCACCUCCACCACAGUGACAACAGCAGGCGGCUCCACUCCAGAGGCCGGACAGCAGCUGUCUUGUAUGAGAAACAACGCUCCAGUCCCACCACCAUCCUCCACCCACCGGAUGCCAGUCUACACCCACAGAGAGGAGCAUGGGUAUACUGGUAGCUACAACUAUGGCAGCUACACCAACCAGCAUCCUCACUCCAUCCAGAGCCAGUAUCCCAGUCUGGCCCAUGAGCCGGCGAUCCCAGCUCCCCUCCACUACUCUGCUUACCACCGGUCAUCAGCACAGUACCAGCUCAACGGCCAGAUGUCUCGGAUGGAGCCUUGCUUAAUGGGCAGCACUCCUCGGUUGCACCCUGCACCUGUCGCCCCCCGGUGGCCAGACGUGUCGCCAGCUAACAGCUGUUACACCAGCCCACCUAUGCAUUCAUCCCGCUAUGCCACCUCUGGGGACAUGUACUCUCCCCUCGGCCCACGCAGGAACUCUGAGUACGAACACUCGCAGCAUUUCCCCGGCUUUGCCUACAUCAACGGCGAGGCCACCACGGGCUGGGCGAAAUAGCCUGUAAACGCUGAUUUGGACAGCCAUGUAUGAGCUCCAGGCCUGUCACACAGGUGGAUGCAAAGUCUCUGAACACUUCCAAUCAAGUACAUCGAAAAGAAAGAGGAGCAGAGAGUGGAGAGUACCAAUGCAAGGUAAUAGGAAUCAUAGUAUGGAUGUACUGACAAUUUGAAAAGACUCAUCAAUCACUCUGAUGAUUGCGGUGUAAUUUCUGCAGAGGUUUAAUGAAACGUAUUCAACAAUUGAUGUUUUUGCUCACUGCCGGAGGAAAAAAAUGAUCAAUUCAAAUCAUAUAGAUUGUCAAAUCUUGCAGCAAAAUCAUUUCAAGAGUGCAAUGCUGCUGCCAAGCUGUGCCUUUGUUUUAAGGAAUGUACACCUCUGCCAGAGUUCCCCUCACAAGUCAGUGCACAAAUCAUCCUGCCAACCCUCAGUUGGGUUUGUCAGUAACUGACGGAUCCGGGUGCUGGAAGCUGUUACUGACACCAGUACAAUCUCAGUGUCUCCUCUGUUUGCUCAGUACCGUGCAGUGUCUUGGGUUUGCUGUAGGACGUGGAUGAACUGUGCUGCCUUAACGUUCAUACAGUGGCACAAAGACAAAACAUACGACAUCAUGUAAACUCAUGAAAGACCGUGAUCAGUGCGUCUUCAUCUUGGGUAGUUUUUUAAUGACUGAAUGCUGUGACUCAAAAACAACAUGUACGAGUGUAUUCUGUCGCAAUCUUUUGUGUGUGUGUGUGUUUGUAACAUGGUGUAUACUUUAUUUUCUAUGUUACAAUUGGUACUUUCUGUUUUGUAUGGUUAGUAAAAGACGCAUUAACCUAGGGUUGUGUGUUUUAUGAUGCACUCAAAGCUACUGAGGACCUAUUACCCUAUGGGUAUUUAUAAAAAAAAGGGAAAAUAUCAAAGUGUACAGUAACAUGAAGUCUAGUCACUUUUCUGUAAAUAAAAGCACUGGAAACUGUCUGUGGUGACUGUUAAAACUAUCACUGAUAUGUAUGUGGGGAUAAAUAUGUUGCCACAUAAAUAAUUUCAUCAUUUGAAACAGUGAGUCAUGUUUGUCAGAUUUCUUUCUGUGUAAUAGUCGACCAAAUGCUGCAGAAAAGUGUCCAAAUAUUAACAAAAUUGUAAACACAUUAUUGUAUCUAUUUAAAAAUCAGUGUCAGCGCUCUUUCUAUGCUUUCUAUGCGUGACUAUAAGACAUUAAAAACAGUUUUUAAUGUAAUUAUUUAAGGUCAAUAUAUAUAUAUAUGUCGACUUUAUAACUAUUGUGUUGUCUUUCCUCAAAUUUCCAGUUUGAUGCUGGACAAGGAAGAACAUUUUCUGACGUCGUCUUUUCACUUCUCUCCCCAUGCGGUGACAACACGGUGGGGGGUUUAGACGAGUAGCACAAGGGGCCACACCGCAGAAAGAAUUACUUUUCUAUAGAGAGAAAGUCCUGCUGUGCUGGGGUCAAUGCACCUCAGUCCCGUAACCUCUGACCUCUGACCCCUGCCGAGGUUUGUAUUUAUUGGAACAUAGAUCCUCUCUGUGUGUUGUGUCUCCCCGAAAUCCUGCAGGAUUCACAACCCGAGACUUUGAAUGCAGAAAACCUGUUUAAGAAAAAUGGCGACCCACUAUUGUGAUUUAAUCACCUGACCUGAGUGUCAAUAUCAAUAUCCGCUAAAGAUUUCAGACAAAGAUCGGUGAUUCAGGGUGUACACGAGGACGCGGCUGUCGGCUGCCAGACCGGAAGGUUUCAUCACCAAAACAUUGUUUAUACAG